Molecule: messenger RNA, 1365 nt
Organism: Blumeria graminis f. sp. triticale
Lineage: Eukaryota; Fungi; Ascomycota; Leotiomycetes; Helotiales; Erysiphaceae
Source: the annotation of a GenBank genome assembly
AUGACCAACGUUCUAGAAUUUCUCCACUGCAACGAGCCUCAGUUCCGCAAAAGCCGUCUCCCAGCGCUUUAUUCCGACUUUCGUCACCUUCGCAAAACGAACCCCGAUGGAUUCAUAGCUAAUAUUACCGCAUGGCUUAGGAGUCUUGCCCAUGCAGCUCGUGCUGGAGCUCUUCCAUCACCCGAUAGACUAUCUUUAUCUCUUACCACUGAGCUCUUGCACGCAUUCGAGACAGAGAAUGGGCGACCCUUAGCACUAGGAGCUGUCAUUCAAGAAGGAAUUACGCGCGGUGAAUUACUACAACUGCAAUAUUUUAAGAAAAUGCAACAAAAUAUUUAUCACAAGGGUAGCUGGGUAAUACAACCAUGGGAUAUUUUGACAUGGAGUCUAAGGCGACUGGGUAUAAGUACAGAGGGUGAAGAUGAUGAUUAUUAUAGCAUAGGGAAGGUAGUAAUAGUAGAGAAUCUGGAAAUUGCGGGAAAAGAAGCCCAAAAGAGGUUUGGGGAACUCAAAAGUAGGUCAGAGAAGGUAUUUACUCGAAAAUGUUUUGCAGAAAAAUUUCAAAAUAUCCUUGGUCUCAACGCAAAUUUAUCGGAAUCUGACAUGGAGUUAUUUCUCAAGUUUCUAGCGCGAGAUAAAGGCUUCAUAUCGUAUAACUCAGAAAUAGUGAAAUUAAGGUCAGCUGAUGAAGCAGAUCUGAUCACUACGGAAGACACAACUAUAGCCUCUUUAAAAUCUUUGAUUCAGGAUUUAGAUGCAAAGAUCUUUUAUCUAUCAGAGCGGCUAGCUAGUUUAGAUGCAGCAGCUAAAGAAGCAGUUACAAAUAAAAAUCGCGAGGCAGCAAUUGUGGCUCUUCGUUCAAAAAAAGGAUUGAUAAAGACGCUUAAUGAGCGACAAGGGACGCUAUUGCAAUUGGAAAACGUACUCUCAAGUAUCGAAAAAGCUGCGGAUCAAAUUGAGUUGGUGAAGGUCAUGGAAGCUAGUUCACAAGCUCUUGCAAACCUUAGCAAAGAAGCUGGUGGAAUUGAUAAGGUAGAAUACGUCGUUGGCCGAUUGCAACAAGAAAUGUCACUCGUCGAUGAGAUAACUACCAGCACAGGGCUUGGGUUUAAUGAUAUCAUCCAAGAUAUAGAAGUUGAUGAAGAGUUAGAGUUUAUGGAAAAAGAAGAAAGAGAGAAGGCGACCAAAGAUCGUGCAAAUCGAGAACAAAAGGAGGCUGCCGAGACGAAACAGAUAUUGGAUGCGUUGAAUGAUGCUGGAAUUUCAGCUAAAGACGAUCGAAGUACACAGAGUAAAGGGCCAGAACUGAUAUCAAAUGAACAAUCAAUCUCGAUUGCAGCAGUGGAAAAACCUAUUUCAGAGUGA